This is a messenger RNA of Gryllus bimaculatus (two-spotted cricket), 5066 nucleotides long. The record is from the annotation of a GenBank genome assembly. NCBI's taxonomy places the organism in Eukaryota, Metazoa, Arthropoda, Insecta, Orthoptera, Gryllidae.
UGCUGCCCGGCGGCGCGUGGCGCCCCACCAAGUGCUUCGCGCGCCAUCGCGUCGCCAUCAUCAUCCCGUACCGCGACCGCGCCGCGCACCUCGCCACGCUGCUCCACGCGCUGCACCCGUUCCUGCAGCGCCAGCAGCUCGACUACCGCAUCAUCGUCGUCGAGCAGGCAGGAACGUCCCCUUUCAACAGAGCCAUGCUCAUGAAUGUAGGAUUUGUGGAAGCCCUGAAACUAUACGAUUUCCAGUGCUUCAUCUUCCACGAUGUGGAUCUUCUCCCAGAGGAUGACAGAAAUUUGUACACAUGCCCAGAGCAGCCGAGGCAUAUGUCAGUGGCUAUUGAUGUGUUCAGAUACAGAUUACCUUACCCAGACAUUUUUGGAGGUGUGAGUGCAAUGACAAAGGCUCAGUUUCAAAAAGUGAAUGGCUUUAGUAAUAUGUUUUGGGGUUGGGGAGGUGAAGAUGAUGAUAUGUCAAACAGGAUCAAAUAUCACGGAUUCCAUGUUGCACGCUAUCCCGCAAAUGUGGCUCGUUACAAGAUGUUAACUCACCGCAAGCAGCGAGCCAAUCCUAAGCGGUAUGAGAUGUUGUACACCGGACGCAAGCGAUUCAAAACAGAUGGACUGAAUAGUUUGAGAUAUGCACGUAAGGAGCUGAAUCUCUAUCAUACAUACACACGUCUUCUGGUGGAACUGGCAUCUCCCAGCUGAUGGAGCGCCAUCGCCAGGCUGUGGCGCGGUUAGCGCACGCUUGGUGCUUCCCAAAGCUGUGCAUUGGGCAGGAUGCUGUCAAAAGAAGUACUGCAUUAUGGCAAGGAUGGAUAUCUGCAGUUAAUUCUGAUGGAUGUUUUUCUGAACUGGCCAGCAUUCACCUGGUUCAGUUAUUUGUUUGAAAAAGAUGUGCAAUAUACAAGCCUUGUGAGUUGUAGAUAGUUAAACUGAAAUUGACUCAGACUACUCAACAAUGAAGAAAUUCUGUACUGUUUUAUAUCUUGCAAAAACUGAAUUUUUUUAAAACGUAAGUUUUAUGAAAAACUGCGCGAGUUGAUGAUCAAUUGAAGGUUCUACAGGACUUUUGUGUCAAGUUGAGAUACAUGUACUGAAGUAAGCAGCAGGCCUGUUUGCAUGGAACUGUGAAGUGAAAUACCUGUAAACAGAAAUGAGAAGAAUAUAUCUACUAGUCGACGAGUUGGGCUGUGUCUAGUCUACUGUGAGAUAUUAGUUAAAACAUUGAAAAAGGCGCACUGCACUCGCACCUUCAACAGACUUACAAAUCGUUACUUUGUUACUGGAUUUUCAGUGCAAGUGUAUAUGUGCGUGUAUGAGUGUCCAUAAUGAUUAUACAUUACUUCCCUUGUAGUCUAGAAUAAGGUUUUCUUGGAAAUGCUAUAAUUUGUGUUUUUGUUCUGUUGAUUUUAUUAGUGUGCAGAACCUAGGAUAUUGGGUUGCUUUCAUUUUUAUUUCAUGAAAUUUACUUUUUUGUAUAUAAGGCAAACCUGUAGCAUGUUGGAGUUCAAAAACAGGUUUAUGUCUUUGACUUCAUUGUAAAGCCAAGUGAUAUUUGGAAUCACUCUCAGGAACAUUGUCCCAAUGUGUGCGCUUCCACUAGAUUGUGGUUUCUUGUGACCCAGCACAGCCACCAAGGUUGUUGGCAUGGCUGAAAAAUUAAAAAUGUUUUAAUGUCUUUUGAUAAAGCUUUGUAUAAGAAGCCACUCACUAGAGGUACGAUAAUUGAUUUUAUUCAUCCUAACAGCCUGAAGCUUACAAGAGAUUACUGAAUUUGUGGGUUUAACUAUUUUAAUUUUUAAUUUUUGUUUAAUACUGCAUUUGUUGAGACUUCUAUAUAUUGUACAGGUUUUCUGGUUUAGGAAUUUGUUGUUGAUGUUUUUUUGUUUCUUUUUUUUCUGUUUAAACUCUACUGACUAGAAAAAUGAGAAAUUUAUUACUUGUGCAUGUAAAUUUCUUUCAAAUACCCAUGUUUUUUUAGGAGGCACGAAAUGUGAUGAAAAAAUUAUUCACAAUAGAUAUUCAAAGUCUUUGCAUGUUCUGUUUUGAGAAAUUAAAUUGAAGUAAAUUUUCUUUGCAAGAUGUUCAAUAAAAUCAUCAUUAUUUUCUUGUAUUUUUGUGUGUAGAGCAGAAUAAAUGAGUUUAACAUUAAAGUUUUAAAUGUGUAAGAUGCAACUCUCUCAGUUAUCAGUUUUACUGAUUGGAAAUGUCUCAAAAAGAAACAUGGGGUUUGAGGUGAGACUUGUAAAUUAAUCUCUUUGGAAUCUUGUGAUAUGAAAUGAGAUUUUAAAAAAAAAAUAUUCUGAAUGCUUAAUAAUAUUAUAUGGUUGGUAUUCUCAAAAUCCUUUCAUACACAGAUGCUAGAAAAGGUACUUUUGAAGGUAAAGUACAUGAAGUGGCAUUCUCAAUUUUUUUAUUUUAUUUUUAAGGGUUUAACAGAAUAUAAUCUCACCUCAGUAUUGCUUUAAAUUAUAUUAUAUUGCUCAAUACAUUAAUGGUUCAUAAAAGGAAUUGUGAUUAUGGUUUUGACCUCCUUUCCUAUGAGGUACUCACUGCAGUCAAUAUCACUGAGUACCUAUUAAUCUUUUUAUUUAUUCACUUCCUUUGCAUUCAUUUUUCAUGGAUCUGUUUGAUUUACCUAAUUUUGUUAUUUUUCUUGCAAUUUAUUGUCAACAUUUUCAAGAAAAAAUUUUAAAACCAUAAAAUUUUGGAAACAAAAUGGUGGACUCUAAAACAUCUAAAUUUUGAUAAGAAAUUUUGAUAAUCUACGAAUCAUGCCAUGUGUCAAAACUGUGGCAGGAAAAUUAAAUUUGCAAGUACAUCUUGUUUGAUUUGUAUUGCUAUGAUAUUGAAAGCAUCUAAAUAUUUGAAAUUCGCAGCAGAUAGUUGAAACUGCUUCAGUUCUUUUUUAUGGUAAAUUUCUAUUUAUACAUAUCUCUUAGGCAUUAGAAUUAUGAAAUAGUGUAUCAACUUGUUAUAGAAUCUAUUCAGAAGAUUUUGUAUGCCAUUUUUUGGACAUUGUUAUAGUUGAUUGUGGCCAAAUGAUUCUGCAAAUUUCUCAGAGAGUUGAAGUGAUGUUGUGCUGAAACUUCUUAGUCAAACCCAUUCUUUCCACUGGAGAUAUCGUGUGACUGAAUGAAUAUUACUCAGUUUUAACGAGAUACUUUAUUUCUUUUUACUCUCUUUUUGUAUGUUUGAAUGCAUACAUAACAAAUUAAGUAUCAGAAUAUCAACCAUUAGUUUUAUAAAAAUUAAAAAGAGGAACUUUUAUGAAUCUCAAACACCUGAAUGUUCCCAUGUUUGUUUUGUAAGGGUUUAUAUUAUAAUGAAGGAGUGUUCUAUUCAUUGAUCUUGUACCAUACAUUUUUAUCAUGAGAUAUUGUUUUGUUUAUAUACCUCCUUGAUGGUGGAUGGAUGUCUUCUUGAAAGUGAAUGAGAAAAAAAAGAUAUGUUCAUUAAAUAUCUUUGGAAAACAGGGCAUUACUAAGAGUUUGCGAAAUGCAUGACCACAUCAUAUUUGCAGAGGUAAAUAAAUCCAUAAUAAAAUUGCCCUACAUUUCCUUAUUAUAGGUAAGCUAAUUAUUAUUGUUUUGUCUGUUAGUUUUUUGGUUCAUUACUACAGUGUUAAUUUUAUUAUAAAUUACAAUUUCCAAAAAUUAUCAAAUUUUUGCUGGAUGUAGAAUUUUCUCUUAAAAUAUGUUGGUUUUGGUUAUAAGAAGAACUAUCAUUGUUCUUAUUUUUGUUGUUCAUUUAUACCAUACAGAACUUUUUAGAAAGUCAUUUGAUUUUCUAAAUUAACACAUUUACUAUGUGUGAAUAAAAAAUGAGCUACAACAGGGCAUAAAAAAAUGAUUACUCGAUGUGUGCUGAUUUUUCUGCCAAUUAAAAAAGUAUACCGACUCUGCAGGUUAUUUUCCUCAAUAAAGUACCAAGAAAGGAAGAACAAAUUCUGGUUCAGGAAGUGGGUGCAACAAACCUGUAGAUAGCUUAUGGUAUUAAUUCAUCUUGUUAUUGUAUUGUAGAAAUGAUAACAAUAUUCCUAGUGUCUACUUACAUUUUAUGUAAUGAACCAUGUACAUAAAUUCUUUUAAUAAUGCCUGUAUUACUUUCUCCCAAAAUGACCAAAAAUGUUGUACUUUCAGUGUCAUAUAUGUAUGCAGAUUGGAUGUUAUACUGUGAUUAUUAUGUGUAUUGGUGUUUCAUGUAAUGCCCCGGCCAAAUGUACUUCAGAAUAAGCGGAAGAUUUACAAGUUUAUUAUAUGAAUGAUCAAUGUUUGGUGUCACAUAGAUAUUCCUUGGGGAGUUUAACUUCAGGAUGUUUUGUUGUUUGAUGUUACAAUAAUGUUAGCACAUCCAUCUUGAUCCUCGUUGUAGAAGUAGAGUUAGCUUAAUAAGUAUACUUGAAAGAAAUAUUAUUUGAAGAUUUUUCAAGAUAUUUUCCACUGUAGUUGAGUAACAUCUGUUAAGUUAAUAAAUGAUUUUUUUAAAAUUAAAUAUGAAGCUGCUUGCUUCUGUUUUUUCAGAAAUGUUUUAAAAAUUAAAUUUUGUGGAAGUAAAUGAAUUAUCAGUAUUAUUUUAAUGUCAUCUUUAAAAUGAAUACAAUGAAACUGUUGCAUUUCGCAUUUUGUCUCUAGACAGCUGUAGGUCAGUUUGCCUUGAGGUCUGACAAACUUCCUUUUAUUGAGUAAUUUGAGAUAAACUGCAUCUCCUUUCUUCCAUUUCCUACAACAAAAGAAAAUACAGUAAAAUCUGUACAAGCCAGAAACUGCCUUAACUGGAAAAUUACUUCUGCCCAUAAAGUUAAGGGCUUUUUUACACAACUUAAAAUGGAACCUAUCACAGAAAUGGAACAGUUUUGCAUGUCCUAUAGGAAAAAAAAUUUAUAAAAUAGAAAUCCUGUGAAUUUAGUGCAAUUGGCAAAGAUGUGAAAUAUUCUUAAAGUAAUGAAUGCAUCGGCAAGUCAAUUUUAAAUUCUCUAUCCUAUGUGUUUUAAUCGUUGCAACUGCACUGUGAAGAAGAGGGGCUUCAGCUGACAGCAUAGAAUUCAACCUUGGUGGUCACUUG